Echinostoma caproni is the source of this 1182-nucleotide messenger RNA. The record is from the annotation of a GenBank genome assembly. NCBI's taxonomy places the organism in Eukaryota, Metazoa, Platyhelminthes, Trematoda, Plagiorchiida, Echinostomatidae.
AUGGUUUAUAAACAAAAAGUCAAACACUUGUUGUACGAACACCAAAAUAAUGUCGCGGAAUCCAAGGCGGAUUCGGCUAUUGCCCUUAAGAUUGCGCAAGAAGAACAUGUUGCUGUCCAAAAAGAAUUCAAGCAAAUCCAAAGAAAUCUUAAAGUACAGCUAAAAGAGGAAGAAUACUCUAGUGAAGAAGGCCAGAGGGCACUGAAGCGUGAACACGAGAAAGAGAUGCAUCUACUACGUGAAGAUUUCAAACAACGGCUAGAUGAACAGAAAGAAGUGUUCAUGAACAAGAUUAAAAAUCUUAGAGAAGAACUCACGUUGCAAAAGAAAAACGAACUCCAUGAAACUGAAGAACGCAAAAACGCACAAAUAAAUGCUCUUAUGCGAAAUCAUGAAAAGGCCUUUGCGGAUAUCAAGAACUAUUAUAAUGAUAUUACCCUCAAUAAUUUGGCUCUUAUUAACACAUUAAAGGAACAAAUAGAAGAAAAACGCAAGAAAGAAGAGAGGCUGGAAAAACAAGCUGCGGAUCUUUUGGCUGAGAACAAACGACUUUUGGAGCCGUUGAACAAAGCACGUGACGAGAAUACGGAAAUGAAACGACAAAUGACCAAUUAUGAAAAGGAUAAGGAACAUACUAAAGUUUUGUUGAAGACUUCGGAAAAAGAGAGAAAACAUGCGGAGUGGAAGUACGAUAUUUUGGAAUCUCGGUUUAAGCACGUAAGUGGAUCCAUGUUCUACUUCCUCCGUCCCAUGUGUAUGGAACGGGAACGUGAUGAACUGUACGAGAAGUUUGUAUCCGCAAUUCAAGAGGUUCAACAGAAAACCGGACUGAAAAAUUUGCUCCUCGAAAAGCGUCUGACCGCACUCACUGAAACAAUUGAGAAGAAGGAGGCCCAAUUGGGCGAGGCUUUGACCGCGAGCAAUUUAGAUCCGGUCGCUAUGGCUUCGGUCAGCCGAAAACUUGGGGAUAUUUUGGACUCGAAAAACACCGCAAUCAAAGAGCUGCAAUAUGAACUGGCUCGUGUCUGUAAGGCUCAUAAUGAUCUGGUUAUGGCAUGUGAAGGGAAAAUGCGGCAGUUCGGCAUUCCAAUUGAAGAGCUUGGUUUCCGUCCGCUCAAAACUUCGUUCAGUGCACAAAAGUUGGGUCAAGGGCCUGCCGGAUUGGUCUCUGUUCCACCGUGA